Lobosporangium transversale is the source of this 900-nucleotide messenger RNA. RefSeq lists its product as hypothetical. NCBI's taxonomy places the organism in Eukaryota, Fungi, Mortierellomycota, Mortierellomycetes, Mortierellales, Mortierellaceae. The coding region runs from base 1 to 900 and encodes 299 amino acids. Gene Ontology annotation, cellular component: membrane. The transcript is spliced from 3 exons. The record is from RefSeq and is a predicted model, not a curated record.
AUGAAAUUACCGUCAUUUUUCCGCUUGACCACACUUGGUGUGGAACGUUCAGUGACCUCAUAUCUCUCUGGACCCAAGGUGCUCAUGUGGACUCGCGCAGUAGGAGUUCUUUACCUGACCGCAGUACUUAUCGGCGCUCUGGCCACCACACCCAGUCUUCAUUAUUUCAUCUCCUUUUUCACCAAUAUUUCAUUUUGUGCAUUAUUGAUCUACUAUAUCUGGUCAUUGAUAAGGUCAAUCCAAUAUUGUAGACUCCCUCAGGAGAAUAAAGAAAACUGGACAAAGCAACGAAGUCAAAUUGGAGAACACAUUUACUGGAUCCUCUACGGCACUCUGACUGUUUUCCACAUUCUAGUUCCACUUGUGUAUUGGUCAGUGUUGCGCGCCCAUCAAAAGCCGCACACUGGAGUGUAUGAAUGGGCAACCAUAUCAGAGCAUUCAGCAGAUGGGAUUUUCAUGAUUCUAGAGAUCAUCUUCACGCAGAUGAAUCUGGAUAUUCGUCAUUUGGUUUGGGCGCUUUUUUUCAUGCUGUUGUUUUUGUUAUCUGCGUUCGUGAACUAUUGGACAAAGAACUGGUGGGUCUAUUCGUUCUUGGAUUAUAACAAGCAUGGAUGGAAGAUCGUCGGAUUGUUUUAUGUUGGAACUGCAGUGGCAAUCAUUUUACUUUAUGUCCUCGUUUGGGGAGUCCAUUACUAUAAGGAGCAUUUGGCCAGUCGUAGCAAAGGAGCACAGGCCAGGAUGCGUCAUGGAGCCAGUGAUGGUGAUCAUGGAAGCAGCUAUAGCGAGAAUACGAGUGUUAGUAGUGUAAGCGCAAGUACGGGCGCAGGCAUUGGCACAUGUAUGAAUAAUGAGAAGGCCUCAAUAGACGUCACACUACAAUCUGUGAAGGUCGAAAAAUAA